AUGACUCUUGUCACUCGCGGUGCAUCGCGUCUCUCAAGGCAGGGCGGAAAGGCGUUCAGGAACGCCCGCGCCAACGCUGCCUUCUUCACCACCGCCGCCCAGGCCGCGCCGGCUUUGGUUGGCGGCUCGAAGGCUAGCGGAUCCAGGAUGGCUCCCAUGAGCAAGAACGUCGCUCCCGUUCGCUCAUACGCCACCCCCGCCAAGAACCUUACCGGCUCCAUCAAGACCGUCAUUGGUGCCGUCGUCGAUGUUCACUUUGACGGCGAGAACCUUCCCCCAAUUCUCAACGCCCUUGACGUCCAGUUCGCCGAGGGCCAGGAGAAGCCGGAGGGUGGCCGUCUGGUGCUCGAGGUUGCUCAGCACUUGGGUGAGAACACCGUCCGGUGUAUCGCCAUGGACGCUACCGCUGGUCUUAUCCGUGGUCAGGGUGUCAUUGACACUGGCGCGCCCAUCAUGGUUCCCGUCGGACCCGCUACCCUCGGCCGUAUCAUGAACGUCAUUGGUCAGCCCAUCGACCAGCGUGGCGAGAUCAAGGGCUCCAAGCUCCUCCCUAUCCACAACGACCCCCCACCUUUCGUCGACCAGUCCACCCAGGCCGAAGUCCUCGAGACCGGUAUCAAGGUCGUCGACCUCCUCGCCCCCUACGCCCGUGGUGGAAAGAUCGGACUCUUCGGCGGUGCCGGUGUCGGCAAGACCGUGUUGAUCCAGGAGCUCAUCAACAACAUCGCCAAGGCGCACGGUGGUUACUCGGUCUUCACCGGUGUCGGAGAGCGGACGCGUGAGGGUAACGACUUGUACCACGAGAUGAGGGAGACGGGUGUCAUCAACCUCGAGGGUGACUCCAAGGUCGCCUUGGUCUUCGGUCAGAUGAACGAGCCCCCAGGGGCCCGUGCUCGUGUCGCCCUUACCGGUCUCACGAUCGCCGAGUACUUCCGUGACGAGGAGGGUCAGGAUGUGUUGCUCUUCAUUGACAACAUUUUCCGAUUCACCCAGGCCGGUUCCGAGGUGUCGGCCCUGCUCGGUCGUAUCCCGUCCGCCGUCGGAUACCAGCCCACUCUCUCCACCGACAUGGGGCAGAUGCAGGAGCGUAUUACCACCACCAAGAAGGGCUCCAUCACUUCGGUGCAGGCCGUCUACGUGCCCGCCGAUGAUUUGACCGACCCGGCCCCGGCCACCACCUUCGCCCACUUGGACGCCACCACCGUCUUGUCGCGUGGUAUCGCCGAGCUCGGUAUCUACCCCGCCGUCGACCCUCUGGACUCCAAGUCCCGGAUGCUCGACCCCCGUAUCGUCGGUCAGCGCCACUACGACAUUGCCACCAAGACUCAGCAGAUCUUGCAGUCGUACAAGUCGCUCCAGGAUAUCAUUGCCAUUUUGGGUAUGGACGAGUUGUCUGAGGAGGACAAGCUCACUGUCGAGCGUGCCCGUAAGAUCCAGCGAUUCAUGUCUCAACCCUUCGCCGUCGCUCAGGUCUUCACCGGUAUCGAGGGCCGUCUCGUACCCCUGAAGGAGACCGUCGAUGCGUUCGAGGAGAUCCUUGCCGGCAAGCACGACCACAUCUCGGAAUCGUCAUUCUACAUGGUUGGUGGUAUCGAGGACGUCAAGGCCAAGCACGAGAAGGCGUUGAAGGAGCAGGGCGCGUAA
Molecule: messenger RNA, 1644 nt
Organism: Dioszegia hungarica
Lineage: Eukaryota; Fungi; Basidiomycota; Tremellomycetes; Tremellales; Bulleribasidiaceae
Product: P-loop containing nucleoside triphosphate hydrolase protein
Exons: 6
Coding region: 1-1644 (547 amino acids)
Biological process (GO): proton transmembrane transport; proton motive force-driven mitochondrial ATP synthesis
Molecular function (GO): ATP binding; proton-transporting ATP synthase activity, rotational mechanism; ATP hydrolysis activity
Source: RefSeq, a predicted model, not a curated record